This is a messenger RNA of Cataglyphis hispanica, 3024 nucleotides long. RefSeq names its product RNA/RNP complex-1-interacting phosphatase. The transcript is spliced from 9 exons. Gene Ontology annotation, molecular function: polynucleotide 5'-phosphatase activity; protein tyrosine/serine/threonine phosphatase activity. Bases 137 to 1396 code for a protein of 419 amino acids. Lineage: Eukaryota; Metazoa; Arthropoda; Insecta; Hymenoptera; Formicidae. Gene Ontology annotation, biological process: protein dephosphorylation. The record is from RefSeq and is a predicted model, not a curated record.
GCUGCUGCUACUGCGAUGUGUGUACGCGCGCAUUCCGUGUAUGCGUCGUGUCCGUGUGUGUACUGUGUGAUGGCGGUAUUGCGUUUCAGUGUUAUGCCAUUUCUUUUGUGGGAAGAUUUUUGAGUGAACGGCAAAUAUGUCGAAUUCGGUGCCGGACAGAUGGUUAGAGUACAAACCUUUUGGUAAUGUGAUCGAGGGCACCAAUCUUUUAGCAUUCAAAGUUCCAUUGAAAGACGCUAUAGCGAAGAAUCUACAGCCACAGCAACGAUUUACGACGACAAUAUUGCUGGAAUCGUUUCCCCGUCUCAAAUAUAUCAUCGAUCUGACAAACACGUGUCGCUACUAUGAUAAAAAGGAAUUUACAAAUGCUGGUGUUAAAUACGAGAAGAUUGCUAUACCGGGAAGAAAAGUGCCGCCUAUGGAUCUAAUUAAAAAAUUCUUUAAAGUGAUGGACGAUUUCAUGGCAACAUGCGGUGAAGGUGAACUUAUAGGAGUCCAUUGCACACACGGUGUGAAUCGUACUGGUUAUCUAAUUUGUAGGUACCUCAUUCAACAGCUAGGCUGGGUAAUUCAAGAUUCUUUAAAAGCUUUUGGAGACGCACGCGGAUAUCCCAUCGAACGCGACAUUUAUCUCGCCGCAUUGAAAGAGCUUCAAUGCGGUGAGAGGAUCGAUACGAGCAAUGUCAUUUUGAGGUCGAAGAGUCCUAUCGCAGUUCCAACCAAGAGGAAUUCGUUGAAAGCACGCUCGUCAUUAAAAAACUUGACAAGUCGAUCGAUGGGACCGUCGGGAUUCGCGAUGUCGCGCCGAAGUUUCGCGAACGGCGGUCCGUUUUCACCUCAGAGAUUCGCGGGCCCACCACCGGGAUUUGGACCGAUGCCUCCUCCUCCGCUUGGUAUGCCUCCUAUCCCGCCGCCCAUGUGUCCACCGCUUUACGGGCCUAGACCGUUCAGGUAUGGGCCGCCGCCGAUGCGCCCGGCAAUGCCGCCGACCCCGCCCGGACCCGGUUUCCCGCAUCCUGGUUUUCCGCCGCGUAUGCCAGGUCUGCCGAGAAUGGCGGGUCCACCACGAUUGCCGGUCGGUCCAGUUGCACGAUUACCGCCGCCGAAGAUGCCGCCGCCAAAAAUGCCGCCGCCACCACCGCCACCCCUGCCUUCCAGAACGGCAGUGGCUAAGCAACUUCAAGGGCAGAAGAAAAAACAGCAAAUUAGAAAUGGUAUCAUGGAGCGCGCAAUAAACAUUCGUUUAAGACGAAACGGACCGGCCAGCAGAAUCAUGCCUAAAGUACAUAAAGAACAAGACUUCACCGUGGAUACGUUUGAGGAAAAUUUACUUACAACUUCAGUUGCCACGCAAUCACGACGACAAACAAAGGGACGAUUUAAUCAACCCAAGUGACCAUGUAUUCGCUAGGAAUACGAUGAUACUUAAACGUACGACUUUCUGUGUAACAUUAACGCUGAGAUUGACAAGCGAGGAACUCUAUGACGAGCAGUAAGGCUGUCUUUUGUGACAAGUACGAUAUGACAGAGUCGGUUCAAUCUGCACGACGGGUUGAUUGUUGUUUAAUUUGGACGAUAAAGUUCGAACAGAUCCGAAUUGUGCGUGAAUUGUAACAUGCCACAUCUAUUCGAUAUCACUAACACAUACUUCUUGUUAAGAUUUUUUAUUUUACUUUGUAUUUUAUAUGGGUCAUUGAUGAGUGAACACACUUGAAAAUCUUAUGACUAGUAGUAUUAGUUUAUUUUAUGAUUUAUGUACAUAUAUAUACAUGUAUACUUAUCACGCGCGGACGCGUUUAUGUAUAUAUGAAUGCAUAUGUAUGUAUGUUGUGUGUAAACUUUUGUAAAAUCAAUGUUCCCAAAAAAAAGUAUCUUUGUAGAUCAGUGUUUUAUAAAAGCAUUAUUCUAAAGAUAAUAAAUAUUAGUAUACGCAUAUAUAUAUAUAUGCAUAUACUAUAUACAGAUUGUCUGAUAAUAAUUGCCCCACCCGUAAUGGGUGCAGGUAGAGUGGGUUAAACCGACUAGGAAAGUCCUCUACUGUUUUGCGAUCUUUGCAAUAAUUAUUGAGAAAUCAAUUAAAAAAGAUUGGUCAAUUUGUGCGAGUAUUAGCACGGCCCCAUUGAUAUGUGGUUGCUAGAUCACGAGAAUCCAGCAUUAUAUACCGCUCGUCGUAACUGUUGUAAUUUGCAGAGCGCGCCUACCGACUGCAUAUUUUUUUGAGUUGUCUCUCUUUGCUGUGCGCUUAUACUAACGCAAAUUGAUCUUAUAUUUUUUAAUGAAUUUCUCAUUAAUUAUUGCAAAGAUCCCAAAAUGAUAGAGAGGACUUUUCUAUUCGAUUUAACUCGCUUUACCUGCACAUUAUGGCUGAGGCGAUUAUUAUUAGAUACUUUAUAUAAACGAUGUUAUUAAUCAUUUAACAAAUGAAUUUGCACGCAUAUCGACACAUUCAAUAAAAAAAGCGCGUAAAUUUUAUGUGUAAGUUAUUAAUAACUGUGUUUAUAUUUAAUUUUUAUUUUAAUAACUGAUUAAAUUACAUACUCUCAAUUAUUUUAAAAUUAAUUAGAAUUAUUUGUUAGAGAGAGAGAGAGACAUUCAGUAUCAUGAGAUUGCAACAAAAAUUCUGGGAAAAUUUGUUAUCUUGUUUAUAUGCAAUCUUUGUUCUCAAUGGGAAAGUGAAAUAUUAUUAUAGAAAGAGUUUAUGUCUCACUGCUUAUGACUUACUUUAAAGUUACUAUACUAUAAAUAUUAUAUUAUCUAUAAAUUAAGUAUCAUUUUAUGUAUUUAAUUUUUUAUGAGAUAUGACGUUCUUAAGAAUAUUCAGUUUAAAUGUUUGAUAUUUUUCGUUUAUAUUAUGCAAAUUGCAAAUCCGCAACAUCAUUAUUUAAAUCAACUAAUGAAUUGUCUAAAAAUCAAAAGAUUUUAUGGAAAUAGAAUGGACAGAGUAAAACAGACAGUAACUCUAUGUACAAUUUUAAAUAAAAUAUGUGCAUUUAGAUAUAAGAGAUAUGCACUAUUAUAAUUAAA